This is a messenger RNA of Spodoptera litura, 853 nucleotides long. RefSeq lists its product as uncharacterized. NCBI's taxonomy places the organism in Eukaryota, Metazoa, Arthropoda, Insecta, Lepidoptera, Noctuidae. The record is from RefSeq and is a predicted model, not a curated record.
CAUCGCUUACCACCAGGCGAGAUCACUAUCUCGAUAUAAAUAAAAGCCCAAGGAGUGUACUACCUACAAUGUAGCUCCUACAUAAUUUAUUAUCUAUGUAACAGGAAGUGCUUUGAAAAAAAUUAAGAAAUUUGCAGAUUUUCAGUGACAAUUUGAAAAAAUGGCCGCGUUCGCAUGUUUCAGUAACAGUAACGAAAAAACAACAGCUUCGUACCGAGCACUUAUACAACGAUUAAGAGAUGAAGGCCAAAAGGCGAUGGCAAACCAACCCCCGAUUGUUAGCAUCGCUAGUUUCAAAUUUUAUUCAGCUCAUAAGGAGGAGUCACGACAUGUCUUUAAAGAUUUCAUUUACAAAUUGAGAAUGAAGAUGUUUGAGGAUCCGUAUAUCCUGCUGUGUGAUAACCCUACGCCGAUAUUUAAAUGUUUCGUCCGACUUAUCCAGCGCUUGAAACUACGAGACGGUGUAGAAUCCAGUGCUUUCUACGGAGAAAUCAAAAAGGUCAUAACGGGUUUUAUGAAUUACUACACAUUUGUAAUAGACGACGUGGUGAAGAAAAUUGACAAAUAUACGCACAUAUUGGAUAAUAAACUUUUUACAAGGUUAAUUGAUGAGACUAUGGAAAUUUUCAAAAAGAACCAAGCCGCUUUUCUCAAGGAAUAUUCACCAAUAAAAAAUGAUACAGAAAGGGCAAAUUACAAUCGGGUUAUAGAAGGACAGGAAAAGUUUAUAGCUUAUCUAGAAGAUAUGAGAGUGACGUGGAAGACUAAACAUGACAAGUUUCAGAUAUUCGUAAAGGGCUGCUUUCAGGGUUCCCUACAGAAAAUUAUAUUUGGGUACACAAUGGAGCAAUAA